AUAAAAGUUACGUGAAUUUCAAAUAAUUUAUUAACAAAGUAUGAAUGAAAAAUUAAUAAUUAUAUACAUUUAAAGGAAAAUUUCUUAAAAUGCAGAAAUUACAAUUAUCAUUGGCAAUAAUAAAGCCACACGCUGUGAAGAAUCCGGUCGCUCUUUCAUAUAUUAGAAACGUUAUUAAAAACAGUUUUAUCGUCGUAAAAACGAGAAGAAUAUGCUUAGAAAAAGAAACUGCAGAAGAUUUCUAUAAGGAACAUAUUCAAAAGUUCUUUUUUAAUCGUUUAGUAACCUUUAUGACCAGUGGUAGUAUUGACUUGCAUAUUAUAAGUCAUACUAAUGCAGUCAAACUUUGGAGGAAAAUGCUUGGUCCCACAAAAGUAUAUAAGGCACAAUUUGAAGAACCGAACUGUUUAAGAGGCAUGUUUGGCAUAUCAGACACAAGAAAUGUUGCUCAUGGUUCUGAUUCCGUAACAUCAGCAGAGAGGGAGAUAAAAUUUUUCUUUCCUGAAUUUUCAUUCUAUGACUGGCACACGCAUGACGAAAUUACAUAUAGAAAAGGACCCAUUAUAUUUAAUCAUCAUCUAUUCCAACAUGUUAGAAAAUUAUAAAUAGAAGUUUAAGUAUUUAGUUAAAUUUUAAAUUAAAAUAUUUAAUAUAUUGGUUACCAUAGUAUUAUACUUUUGUUGCAAUGUAAUAAAUUAAAAUAAUUACAUUUUUUUUAA
Messenger RNA from Vanessa atalanta (red admiral), 719 nucleotides. RefSeq names its product nucleoside diphosphate kinase 6-like. Gene Ontology annotation, biological process: CTP biosynthetic process; UTP biosynthetic process; GTP biosynthetic process. Gene Ontology annotation, molecular function: nucleoside diphosphate kinase activity. NCBI's taxonomy places the organism in Eukaryota, Metazoa, Arthropoda, Insecta, Lepidoptera, Nymphalidae. Bases 90 to 605 code for a protein of 171 amino acids. The transcript is spliced from 3 exons. The record is from RefSeq and is a predicted model, not a curated record.